AUGGCAUCACAGAUCGAAAAAUUGAAAUCAAAAGCUAAUGAUGCUUUUUCUGAAGAAAACUAUGAUGAAGCCAUUAACUUGUAUACACAAGCAAUAGCACUUGAUGGAAAUAAUCAUUACCUCUAUAGUAAUCGAUCAGCUGCUUACAUAAAAGCUUAUAAAUAUAAAGAAGCAUUGAAAGAUGCAGAACAAUGUCUUAAACUUAAAUCGGAUUUCGUUAAAGGUUACUCGCGGAAAGGCGCAGCAUUAUUACUUCUUAAAAGAUACAAAGAAGCAAUUAAUACUUAUGAGGAAGGUCUUAAAAUCGAUCCAAAUAAUGAAGUCUUAUUCAAUGAUCUUGAAACAGCACGAAAAGCGGCCACUAAAGGAUCAAAAACUGAUGUUAUUGUCGUAUGUUCCUCAUCGAAAUUUUUAUUUGAGAAAAUUUGUGAAGCUGGUGGAAAAUCUGUGUUAGCUUCCUACAAAUCACAGUUUAAAAAGUCUCCAAAUUCUGUCAUAUCUGUUCAAGCAGACGGAGAACUUGCAUCAAAAAAAAUUUAUUUUCUUUCGUGGACAGCUGAUGCUGAUACAUCGAUCCUUCGUGAAUCAAUUGAGAAAUUUGUUUCGGAUGCUUUUGAAAAAGCAGUAGAAGAGAAUCAACAAAGCAUAGCAUUUCCAGCUAUCGGUUGUGGUCAAUUCGGAUGUUCAAUCGAUAUUGUUGCACAGACAAUGAUUCGAGAAGCUCAUCGUAAACAACAAGAGCAUGACAUAUCUGUUACAUUUGUAAUACAACCAGAAAGAACUGAUAUUUAUAAUGAAUUUCAAAAUCAAAUUCAAUUAUUGGAAGCCGAAAUAUCACCGACUAAUUUGAAAACAAUGUCUGCAAUAGUUAAAAAAGGAGUAAUCGAAAUUGAACAAGGAAACAUAAUCAAACAGAAGGUAGACGUUAUUAUUGGUACGUCAUCAUCAGUGUUCUUAAGGCAAGCCAUAACAGAAGCAGCUGGAAGUGAAGUUGAAAAAGCUUAUAAGAAAGAAUUAAAAAGUCAUCCAAAUUCUACAUUAAUCGCAGUGUCUUCAGGCGCUUUAUCUUGCAAACAAAUAUUCUUUGUCCAAUGGGAACCUAAUGAUAAUGAAGAGAUACUUCGACAGUCCAUUAUUGAUCUUAUAUCUACUGUUGUACAGAACAUGAUAUCACAUAAAUUUACAUCGGUUGCAUUUCCAGCCAUUGGAUGUGGAUUACAUGGUUGCUCGACACAAAUUAGAGAUUUACCUUGGAAAAUAAAAUUUGUUGUCCAACCUGAUCAAGAGAAUAUUUAUGAUGAAUUUUGCAAAGUAUUAAUAACUCAUGAUGAUGUUCAUGAAUCAAAGAUUUCUCAAUUGCCACCAACAUGGAAGAAGUCGACCGAACAUAAAAUUCGAUUCAUAGUGUCCGCCACGACAGAUGAAUACCAAUGUAUUGUUUCGAACUUCGAUGUGACCAUGAAAGGAAAGUAUACAGAAAUAAUACAUAUUGAACGAAUUCAAAAUGAACGAUGGUAUAGGCAAUACAUCGCACACUAUGAAGAUUUCUUACGACGUCUUAAUGAGGAUACCGAAAAACGCUUAUAUCAUGGAUGUCCUGAACAAGCUGCUAGUUUAAUUAUGGAAGAUUGUUUUAAUAGAAGUUUUGCCGGAGUCAAUGGAACUGUUUAUGGUUUUGGUGUUUAUUUUUCAUCAAAUGCAUCUUAUAGUCAUGGAUAUACGCGUCCGAAUGCAAAUGGAGAACGAUGCAUAUUUAUAGCACGAGUUUUGGUAGGAAAAACUACCAAAGGAAAUAGUUCGAUGAAAACUCGACCACUUGGAUUCGAUUCUACCACUGAUGAGAAGCAUAUUUUCGUCACUUAUCAUGAUGCUCAAGCCUUUGCCGAAUAUCUGAUUACAUACAAGUAA
Messenger RNA from Rotaria sordida, 1908 nucleotides. The record is from the annotation of a GenBank genome assembly. Lineage: Eukaryota; Metazoa; Rotifera; Eurotatoria; Philodinida; Philodinidae.